This is a messenger RNA of Durusdinium trenchii, 2221 nucleotides long. The record is from the annotation of a GenBank genome assembly. Lineage: Eukaryota; Dinophyceae; Suessiales; Symbiodiniaceae.
AUGGACCGGGAGCUACAGCCUACCCAUCGAAGAGACUUCGUUCAACUUCGGAUCGACCGAACGCAUCCGGCGACGGAACCGCACCGGAACCGCCCCCGAACACCUUCCCAGGAGGCCGGCCGCUACCGCCCCGUCUUCCUGCGCGUGGGGCAGCAGACGGUGCGUGUGCCCAACUUCCGGUCCAGGGACAGCGCCAAGUGUGCACUCUGUGUGCCAGAGGCCCGGGUUUUUCGGGAGAUCCAGUCUCGACGGCCCCAGAUCAUCGCAGCGUUCCAGGAGUCUCCGAGUGAGUCACUGACGCGGGUGUGCUCCACGGGGCUGCGCUCGGAGGUCUCGAAUGUACAGUGGAGCCACAAGGGCGGCGGGGUCUUCUUGGCUGGUGAUCUUCAACUCAGCGUGCAGACCGGCGAGCUGUUGUGGCGCGAGGAUGGGUUGAAGCCGUUGCCCGACUCCAUGACCCGCUUCGAGGACUUUGAGACGAUCUUCGGCGACGCGUCCCUGCAGUGCGGCGUGGUCUGUCGCACGCAGCACCGGCUGUGGGUGCAUCUGGUGGGCCGGAGCUUUGAUCUGAUGGAGUGGAGCCCAUCUCCGCUGGCAGCCUUUAAGCAAGGCGCCGGUGGUCCUCAAGAAGCUCCUUCCAGCGCGCGCUGCGGGCGCUGUGGGCAGAGCAACGGCUGCUGGCAGUGCGAGCGUUGUACUAUGAUCAAUUGCAAGCUGGAGACCUCCGCGGACAGCUGCGUGGCCUGCGGCGGCCCCUCGCCCGGCGGCGAGGAGAGUGGGCCUCCCUUGGGGCCCAUGGGCUUUGGGCGAGGUGCACGACGCCCGAAAGUGCAGCCAGUCACGGAGGGCGUCUUCCUGGGCGAACGCUUCUCGCGGCCGCUGGAUCUCUAUGCCGACGAGGGGCCCUCCCUGCCAGACCCGGAGAGUUGGCUGCUGGAUGUGCUGGUGCCGGUGCUCUUGGAGCUAUUCCCCUCGGACCCGGAGGACCGCCGUUUGCGCUACCAGCUGCUGUUGCCAGAGAAGGUGAGCAGUGCAAACGACACAGAGAUUCGGCUGCUGGGCUUUGAUCAUGGGGUGAACCCCAAGGAAGAUCAAGGUGUGCCCCUUGCUCAGUCGAAGGAGGAGGAGCAACAGGCGGCCACGUGGAAGGAAGUCUUGGUCUCCAAGACCCACGAAGUGGUCUUGGUCUUCAACUUGGUGCCCCAUGGUCGUCGCUUCUAUCGGUCUCUGGUCUUCACUUCGAAGUCCUCCUUGGGACUGCACAACCUGCCCUUGGACACCCCAGACGCUCAGAAGCUUCCCGGUGCUGCAGGAUCGUUUGGGGAGAUGCGCCGGCAGGAAGGGUCUUUGUGCAUCCGGCGGCUCAACAAGGAGUUGGACAAGCUCGGGGAAAACUAUGUCUCGCCUCGCUUGCUGCGUGGGGUGGUCCCAAGCGCCCUACUGGAAAACUACAGCUUUUGGGAGGGCGAGGAUGGCCUGCUCCGUGGGGAGCCCAGCGAUGAUCAGUCCACCUACUUCUCCAAGAAGCUGCAAAUCGAGCUUCAAGGCGGCGCUUCGCCCUGCACCGCUGUGCGCUUUCGCAUCACGCGCCUGGCCACAGCGAAGUUCGCCCCGCCCACCCUGCCGCCGGAGCAGCGCGAGUGGCGCGGGCUCCGGCCGCCAGAACUGGCGCGCGGGGCUGUGGGCUCGGCAGCGCGGUCGGCACCAGUGCAGGAGGCGGAGGUGCUCCAACUGGCCGAGUUGGGCUUCCCCUUGGCAGCCUGCCGCCUGGCGCUGCAGGAAAGUGGCGGCUCCUCUGCCCGCGCGGCGGAGUGGCUCUUCGACGAAGGGAACACCUCGGCGAUCUUCGCAGCGGUCGAAGCGGAGGAUGCAGCCAUGGCAGUGGAUGAAGAUGCCCAGCUCCAGGAGGCCUUGCUGCAGUCGGAGGCGAUGGAGUGUGACGAGGCUCCACGUGUUGCAGCGGGCGAGCCGCCCCGUGACGAGGCGAACGCAGAGGUGGAUGGCCCCAAUCUGCUGCUGUUGGACCUCUUCGCUGCGGAAGAAGGCAGCCAGUUGGCCUCUCUUUGCCAGCUGCUCCUCCGCAUUGAGGACCUCUCGCAUGUGCUUGCUUGGGCAGGCAGCGCAUGGGAAGAACAAGCUCGACUGAGUCACACGGGUUCAGUUAGAGGUGUGUGUCUUCCAGUGUUGGAGACCUCCAACCAAUGAGUAGACUAGUCCUUCC